ACUCACACCAAAAUCGAGAUUAGACCCACAAAUUUAUUCCCACAAAAAAUACAGCCAUCAUUUAUUCCCAAAAUUUAUUUCCCACUGGCAGUGUGCAAGCCCUUUAAACCCACAAUUUCUCACUCUGCUGCCGUAGACUCCCACCGGACUUUCCGCAUUCGCCGCCUUUCUUUUCAGGUCCUUCAAGAAAAAUAGAAUGGCAGAAAAAGGAGGAAAAGGGUAUGUACCGCCCAAAGGUGGAAAAUCUGCUCUCAAAUCACCCGUUAGCAACGGAGACAAGUCAAAGAAAGGCAAAGCAGUUCAAUUUGAUUCCGAAGAUUCUUUUGAGAGCGAUAUUCCAAAAUCUAAUGGUGAGAAGGGUAGUGCACCAGCUGGGAAAGGUGGAAAAGGUGGAAAAGGAGAAAAAGUUGCAAAUGGCACUAAAAAACCCACAGCAAAAGCACCUUCGUCGACCGAGAAAACACUUGUGGAUGGGCUUCCUCCAAAUUCUGUCUGUUUGAUGGACUGUGAAGCCGCAGAAAUCUUGCAAGGCAUCCAAGAUCAGAUGGUCGUAUUGUCUCAAGAUCCAGAUAUAAAACUCCCAGUGUCAUUUGAUAUGGGACUGUCAUACGCUAAGAGAGGUGGAAACCUUGCAAAGCCUCAGACUGUGAAGAAAAUAUUCGAGCCUCUGAAGAAGCACGGUGUUUCUGAAAGCGAGAUUUGCCUGAUUUCUAACGUAGGCCCUGAAACGGUGGAUGAAGUUUUUGCGCUUGUCCCAGCCUUGAAGCCGAAGAUGAGCACGUUAAAAGGUCCCCUCAGAAUUGCUUUGGAUGAACUAGCCAUUCUCAAAGAUGCUUUGGCUAAACUGAAAGAAUCGAUAUAGAGGAUUGUGGAAUCGUAGUAGUACCCAGGUUUUGCUGAAAUUUGACGCUUGGUCGAUGACGAUGUCUCCAUUAUUUUUUCUGAAUUAACGGAGACCAAUUUUUCUAACAGUCGUAAUUUUCCUAUGUUGUAUAGCACUGUGAUACUUUGGCUACUGUAAUUACUGGCUAUUAAGACAGCAGCAAAGACUUUGCAUCUGAUUUGUAACUUGGAACCUUAAUUAUCGAAAUUUAGUCAGACGCCAUUGGUUCA
Molecule: messenger RNA, 1113 nt
Organism: Erythranthe guttata (spotted monkey flower)
Lineage: Eukaryota; Viridiplantae; Streptophyta; Magnoliopsida; Lamiales; Phrymaceae
Product: DNA-directed RNA polymerases IV and V subunit 4
Biological process (GO): DNA-templated transcription initiation
Cellular component (GO): RNA polymerase complex
Molecular function (GO): nucleotide binding
Source: RefSeq, a predicted model, not a curated record